AUGGUUCCAGACAGUCUUCUCAGUGUGUUUGAUGAAUACGAAUUAGAAGUGAGUGACGUGCUUAUCCUACUUAAAACUUUGUUAUUACUAUAACAAAAUCCUCACAUCUGAUUGGCCACCAGCAGAGCUGAUUUUACCAUUAAUUAUUAAUUUAGUAGGACAAUGUAAUUAGACAGCGCGAGACAUGUAAUUAGACAGCACGUUUGCGCUAAAAAGGACUUUUUUCCUCACGUCUUGCCAAACAAGGUCUCUUUGUUUACACUAAACAAAAGUUGAAACUUUUACAAAUUGUUAUUAAGGAGGAGCUCAUGCAACGUGUAUAUAUAUUUAUGAGUGAAGAUGUAUUAACACCUAUUUCCCAAACGUGGUUAAUUUUCAAACUUUGCGUUACACAACUAGUAGAAGCGUUUGUGUAACAAAUUUUGCGCCAUUCUUUCGAACAAUAGCAGCAAUGUCGAAAUCCUUUCCGACUUGGUUUCGCGCAUUUUCCUGCGCUUAGUCGUUGGUUUUUUUGUUUCGAGCUCUGAUUGGUUCAUUGGAUUGUGUGCCUGUGCUGUUAUUGGCCAGAAUAAUUAGUGUUCUGAAGCGCAGAAACGACAUCCAUGAAAAGCGCUAAUUUCACUUUUCUCCUUAGACUCUGGAUUGGUUUUGGACGAUAGUGACUAGUUUUACUUAAGAAGAACUUGCCCGGUUGGUUCAGUUCAUUACAGGAUUCUCUCAGCUGCCUCCUGGAGGAUUUGCUGAGCUUUCUCCACCAAUACAGAUCUCUUCAGUUCCCACAGCAGACGCACUGCCUACCGCACAUACCUGGUGGGUGAAAUAUCGUAUUUUUCGCGUGUCUCCCCUACCCACUCCCCCUCCCCCGGCCGUCUCAGUCGUUUUUUUUUUGUGAGCGAAGCUGAGACUUGCAGAAAGGAUGUAUCAUCUAAAGAAUUCUUCCUUAAUUGUCGGAGGAAAAAAAAAUACUGUGGAACGCGUUUGUGAAAAUUGUCCUCAUUGUGCUCCUGUGUUCCCAGUCCCUGAGAGAAGGUUCCAGCACUCGGCAAAUAGCUUGACUUUGCGCUGUACCCAUAUUGUGGUCUCAUUUGCUCAGAAGCCCUUUUAGCUAAAGUAGCAAGACCGACCACUUGCUGUAAAGGUAGACCACCACACCGGGUACUACGUUCCCUACGUAACAGUGUGUGAGUUCUUUAGCGUCCUACAUGCAGAAAUAACUAUACGUACAAGGGUUGUGGGACAGGGCCUAUGGUUUAUCGUCCUUAUCCGAGAAGACUAGAACUCAAACCGUUUUCAGAGAAGAAAGAAAAGGCAGCACAUUCUGCUCAGUUAUUGAAAGACCCUGAGUGUUGCUCCGGUCGGGGUUUGAACCCCCGGUCUCCCCGUCUCUCCGGCAGACCGGAGCUUAUCCAACUGAGCUAACCGGGUGUUACCGUCUUUUCUUUCUUUAGCUUCAACCAGCUUUGUUUACCUUCUUACUCAUCGUUCAAGGAAAUGCAGAAGAAACUGUUGCUGGCAAUAAACGAAGGAAGCGAAGGAUUUGGUUUUGCCUGA
Messenger RNA from Porites lobata, 1551 nucleotides. NCBI's taxonomy places the organism in Eukaryota, Metazoa, Cnidaria, Anthozoa, Scleractinia, Poritidae. The record is from the annotation of a GenBank genome assembly.